CCCAGCUCUAAGAACGUGUGUUUUUGUUGCGCUUGCAGCUGGUUUAAUUUUAAUUUUAAGAUUUAAACAAUUAUGUCGGCGCAGUACCAGCGAUUCCUGAAAGUACUUGAAAAGUGGCCAGCGGACAAAACAAAAGUUGGCAGCGAAGAGCGGAGCGCAGAGCCGGCGGUCAAGAUGAGCGAGGCGAAGAUCAUAUCGGGCACGGCGGUGGCCAAAUCCAUUCGCGAGGAGCUGCGUAACGAGGUGGCUGGUAUGGGCAAGCAGUUGGCGAACUUUGUGCCCGGCCUGAGGAUCGUUCAGGUGGGCGGACGCGAGGACUCCAACGUCUACAUUCGCAUGAAGAUCAAGGCAGCCACCGAGAUCGGCAUCGAUGCCGCCCACGUCCAGCUGCCACGAUCCAUCACCGAGGUGGAACUGCUCGAUAAGAUCAACGACCUGAAUGAGGAUCCGCGGGUACAUGGCAUCAUAGUGCAAAUGCCCCUGGAUAGCGAUAGUCGCAUCGAUUCGCAUCGCAUCACGGACGCAGUUUCUCCGGAAAAGGAUGUCGAUGGCCUGCACACGGUGAACGAGGGUCGCCUGGCCAUCGGUGACCAUGGAGGGUUCCUGCCCUGCACCCCCUGGGGCUGCCUGGAGCUCAUCCGCCGCUCCGGAGUGGAGAUCGCCGGGGCGAGGGCUGUGGUCCUGGGUCGCAGCAAGAUCGUUGGCACUCCCGCUGCCGAACUGCUCAAGUGGGCCAAUGCCACGGUCACGGUGUGCCACUCGAAGACCCGCAACCUGGAGGAGAUCACCCGCAGUGCCGACAUCCUGGUGGUUGGCAUCGGAGUGGCCGAAAUGGUCAAGGGUUCGUGGAUAAAACCGGGAGCUGUGGUCAUCGAUUGCGGCAUCAAUGUGAAGCCAGACGCCAGCAAGGCCAGUGGCAGUCGGCUGGUUGGGGACGUGGCCUACGAGGAGGCACUCCAGGUGGCCGGACAUCUGACACCCGUACCCGGCGGCGUGGGACCCAUGACGGUGGCCAUGCUGAUGAAGAACACCGUGCGCUCGGCGGUCCGAUCCCUGGAGCGCCAGUUGAGGAGCGAGUGGACCCUGCAAACGCUGCCCCUGAAGCCCUUGCGUCCCGUGCCCAGCGACAUUGUGAUUGCCCGGGCCCAAAAGCCCAAGGACAUCGCUGUGCUGGCCAAGGAGAUUGGUCUGGACGCUCGAGAGGUGUCACUGUAUGGCAACAAGAAGGCCAAGAUUUCGCUGUCUGUCCUGGAGCGUCUGGCGGACAAGGAGGCGGGUCACUAUGUGGUGGUGGCCGGCAUGACACCCACGCCCCUGGGCGAGGGAAAGACCACCACGCUGAUGGGCCUGGUCCAGGCCCUGGGAGCCCACAAGCAGCGGAACACCAUGGCUGCCUUGAGGCAGCCCUCCCAAGGUCCCACCUUCGGCAUCAAGGGAGGAGCGGCUGGCGGGGGCUACGCCCAGGUUAUCCCCAUGGAGGAGUUCAACCUCCAUCUGACCGGAGACAUCCAUGCGGUGUCUGCGGCCAAUAACUUGCUGGCCGCCCAGCUGGACACCCGCAUCUUCCACGAGAACACCCAAAAGGACAAACCCCUGUACGAGAGGUUGGUGCCGAAGGUCAAGGGGGAGCGCAAGUUCAGCAACAUCCAGCUGCGUCGCCUCCAGAAACUGGGCAUAACCAAGACCGAUCCCGAUUCGCUGACCGAAGAGGAGUACGGAUCCUUCGCCCGGCUGGACAUCGAUCCGGAUACCAUCAUGUGGGAGCGUGUGGUGGACAUCAACGAUCGCUACCUGCGCAGCAUCACCGUUGGGCAGUCGCCCACCGAGAAGGGCAUCUCGCGGGAGACCCGCUUCUCCAUCUCGGUGGCCAGUGAGAUCAUGGCUGUGCUGGCUCUGUCCCGCUGCCUGGAGGACAUGAAGCGGCGUCUGGCCGACAUGGUGGUGGCCUUCGACAGACGGGGCAAGCCGGUGACCGCCGAUGAUCUGGGCGUAACUGGCGCCCUGGCCGUGCUCCUCAAGGAUGCCCUCGAGCCCAACCUGAUGCAGUCGCUCGAGGGAACGCCGGUCCUGGUGCACGCUGGUCCCUUUGCCAACAUAGCCCACGGCUGCAACUCCAUCAUCGCCGACGAAAUCGGUCUGAAGCUGGUGGGCAAGGACGGAUUCGUCUGCACGGAGGCGGGAUUCGGCUCGGAUAUUGGCAUGGAGAAGUUCUGCAACAUCAAGUGCCGCACGUCCGGACGUAAGCCCAACGCCAUGGUGCUGGUGGCCACCGUGAGGGCCAUCAAGAUGCACGGAGGCGGCGCACCCGUCACCCCCGGAGCCCCCUUGAACAAGCAGUACACCGAGGAGAACCUGGAGCUGGUGGAGAAGGGCCUGCCCAAUCUUCUGCAGCACAUCGCCAACGGCAAGGCCUUCGGCAUGCCCGUGGUGGUGAGUCUGAAUGCCCACUCGGCGGACACCCCGGCGGAGCAUGAGCUGGUCAAGAAGGCGGCCCUGGAGGCGGGCGCCUUCGCCGCCGUGGUGGCCACCCACUGGGCGGACGGAGGAGCCGGUGCCGUGGAGUUGGCCGAUGCCGUCAUCAGGGCCUGCGAACAGGGCAACCAGUUCCGACUGCUGUACGAUUUGGAGCUUCCGCUGCUGGACAAGAUGAACAAGAUAGCCACGACGAUGUACGGCGCUGGAAAGGUGCUGCUCUCGCCGGCGGCCGAGGAGAAAGUCAAGCGACUGACGGAGGCGGGCUUCGGCAACCUACCCAUUUGCAUGUCCAAGGUAUCCGGCUCCUUCACGGGCGAUGCCAAGAUCAAGGGCGCGCCCAAGGGCUUCACCCUGGACGUGGAGGAUGUUUACGUUUCCGCCGGAGCCGGUUUCGUGGUCGCCAUGUGCGGCGAGGUCACCAAAAUGCCGGGUCUUCCCACACGCCCGGCCAUAUACGACAUUGAUCUGAACACCGAAACCGGACAAAUCGAGGGCCUAUUUUAGACUGCUCGCUGGACAAGGCGUAGAUUGCCGCCAAUUCAAAAAGCAUUUCCAUAUCCAAAUUCCAAAAAAAUAAAACAUGUUUCGUUUUUAUAUGUAUAUACAUUGAUAUAGAGAUAAGUUUUAAAAGUUCUAAAUACAGAUUUUUGACGGAU
Molecule: messenger RNA, 3131 nt
Organism: Drosophila gunungcola (fruit fly)
Lineage: Eukaryota; Metazoa; Arthropoda; Insecta; Diptera; Drosophilidae
Gene: pug
Product: C-1-tetrahydrofolate synthase, cytoplasmic
Exons: 6
Coding region: 73-2979 (968 amino acids)
Biological process (GO): tetrahydrofolate interconversion; mitochondrial respiratory chain complex III assembly
Cellular component (GO): mitochondrial matrix; cytosol
Molecular function (GO): methenyltetrahydrofolate cyclohydrolase activity; ATP binding; formate-tetrahydrofolate ligase activity
Source: RefSeq, a predicted model, not a curated record